Messenger RNA from Coregonus clupeaformis (lake whitefish), 2756 nucleotides. Its product is annotated as small G protein signaling modulator 2-like. Bases 1 to 2595 code for a protein of 864 amino acids. Lineage: Eukaryota; Metazoa; Chordata; Actinopteri; Salmoniformes; Salmonidae. The transcript has 21 exons. The record is from RefSeq and is a predicted model, not a curated record. Gene Ontology annotation, molecular function: GTPase activator activity.
AUGGAUGGCACCAUCGAGGCGUGUCUGAGCCACCUGUUGAAACGGCGAGCGGCGGGCUUCCUGCGUAGCGACAAGAUCGCCGCCCUUUUCACCAAGAUCGGCAAGGUCAACGCCACGGCCGGAGAGGUGUGCCAGAAGGUCCAGGAGCAGCUCACACAGCAGGCAGAGGUCAUCAGAACCCAGAGGACCAAGAGUGUGGGUCAGGAGCCCCUGAGGAGGCAGGGGUCGUCGUCUGCAGGUCGCGCCCCCCAGCCCCUCUCUGCUCAGGCCAUCAAGCACAUCUGGGUACGCACCGCCCUCUUCGAGAAGGUCCUGGACAAGGUCGUACAGUACAUCGUGGAUAACUCCAGUAAGUACUAUGAGAGGGAGGCUCUGAUGCAUGACUCAGUGUUUGGACCCAUCCUGGCAUUUCUACUGGUGGGUCCCUGUGCUCUGGAGUACACUAAGCUGAAGACGUCCGACCACUUCUGGACGGACCCGUCAGCCAACGAGUUGGUCCAGCGUCACCGGAUCCACGGGGCCCACCGUGGUCAGGACGCUUCCCCCAGCAGGAGGCCCGCUCUGGGGAUCCGGAAGAGGCAGUCCAGCGUCAGCAUGUCCGAGGAUAAGUUUGCGGCGUCUGCUCGGGAAUACGUGGAAUCUCUUCACCAGAACUCCCGUACUCACCUGCUCUACGGCAAAAACAACGUCCUGGUCCAACCGAAGAAAGAAAUGGAGGUGUUGCGGGGGUACCUGUCCCUUCACCAGGCAGGGGACAACCUCACCCUGAAGUGGACCCCUAACCAGCUCAUCAACGGCACCCUGGGGGACUGUGGCCUGGAGAAGAGUAUUUAUUGGGACUAUGCGUUGACCGUGCCUUUACGACAGAUCGUGUGCAUUCACUGUCACCAGCAACCGGACUGUGGUGGAACUUUGGUGCUGGUUAGUCAGGAUGGUAUCCAGCACCCCCCUCUCCACUUCCCCCCCGGCGGCCACCUCCUGGCCUUCCUGUCCUGCCUGGAGACAGGCCUGCUGCCCCACGGUCAGCUGGAGCCUCCACUCUGGAGCCAGAGAGGCAAGGGUAAGGUGUUUCCUAAGCUAAGGAAGAGGACCAGCACGUCCAGGCUGUUAGAUCAGGAGGGAGAGGAGCAGACAGCAGCUGACUACGUGUUCCGUAUCGUCUACCCUGGAUGCCAGCACGACUCCAACCAUGGGGAGAUGAUGGACAUCCAGGGUGCGUAUAUAGGAGGCAGCCCGUCUUCAUGGCAGCAGGCAGCAGAGAGCACCAGUCACAUGUCGUCAUGUCUGUGUUGCUCCACAGGGGGCAGUAACGUCUCCUUGGAAUACCCAGCAGGCUGCACUUGCAUCCACGACCGGAUCCCUCUGAAGAUGCUGUGCCAGAAUAUGAAAAGGCAGAUCAUCUCCAGGGCCUUCUACGGAUGGCUGGCCUACUGUCGACACCUGUCCACGGUCCGUACCCAUCUGUCAGCACUGGUCAACCACAACAUUGUCCCUCCUGACAAACCUUGCGAGGCGUCGGGGGGCCUGAGCAGAGACGUGUGGAGCAAGUACCAGAAAGACUGCAAGAACUAUAAGGAGUUGGAGUUGUUGUGGCUGGUGUAUUAUGGAGGUGUACAGCAUGAGAUCAGGAAGGAAGUCUGGCCCUUCCUACUGGGUCACUACAAGUUUGGCAUGGGCAAGAAGGACAUGAGCCAGAUCGAUGAGAAGAUCAGUGCACGGUACCAGCAGGUGAUGAAGGAGUGGAAGGCCUGCGAGGUGAUAGUCAAGCAGAGAGAGAAAGAGAUGCAGUCGGCCAUCUUUGCUAAGCUGUCUUCAGGAAGCAGCAUAGACAGCCACGUCCUCCGACUCAGACAAUCCACUCUCUGCAACGAGGUGUUCAUGUCAGUGGAUGAGCCCGACGCGGGGGGGCAGGACACCCCUAGGGGGGGCGGAGGAGACACCCCCGGCCUCUCUACAGUUGUACCUCUUGCAGCCGGUGGAGCACUAGCUCCUGAUGAGCGCCCCCUAGUGGAGUUUGACUCCCCUGACUCCGGCCUCCCGUCCUCCCGGAACUACUCUGUCACCUCCGGGAUUCUCUCCUCUAUCGACGACGGCACGGAGGAGGAGGAGGCCCGGACACACUCCCACAGUGAGAUGGAGGAGGAGGUGCGACAGGAGUCGUUGAGUGAGGAGAGGCUGUGCAGUCAGCUGGAUAAGUUGAUGACCAAUGGGAAUGGAGGAGCAGAGGGGAUGCCUUCACUGUCCUCCUAUACGAUUGAGUUGUUGGACACAGUGGCUCUGAACCUCCACAGGAUAGACAAGGAUGUCCAGCGCUGUGAUCGUAACUACUACUACUUUACGACCGCUAACCUGGAGAAACUACGCAACAUCAUGUGCAGCUAUGUGUGGGAGCACCUGGAGAUGGGUUAUGUCCAGGGGAUGUGUGACCUGCUGGCCCCGCUCAUGGUCAUCCUGGACGAUGAGUGUCUGAGCGUACAGCUGUUUCACCCAGCUGAUGAAGAGGAUGAGCCAGAACUUCCCCAACGGCGGAGCCAUGGACACACACUUCGCCAACAUGAGGUCCCUUAUACAGAUCCUAGAUCCGGAGCUGUUUGAGCUGAUGCAUCAGAAUGGAGACUACACCCACUUCUAUUUCUGUUACCGCUGGUUCCUGCUGGACUUCAAAAGAGAGAUGCUGUACCAGGAUGUGUUCUCAGUAUGGGAGGUGAUCUGGGUGGCCCCCCGUAUCUCCUCUCAGCACUUCGUCCUGUUUCUGG